Trichobilharzia szidati is the source of this 774-nucleotide messenger RNA. Lineage: Eukaryota; Metazoa; Platyhelminthes; Trematoda; Strigeidida; Schistosomatidae. The record is from the annotation of a GenBank genome assembly.
AUGACGAACGACGUUAAUGUGAUCGGUGGCGAUAUCCACCAUUAUGACGACCAUAGUGACGAUAAUAACUGCGAUGGUGGCUUCGAUAACCAUGACGUCUUCCGUAAUGACGGUAGUGACGGCGGUUGUAAUGGUGACGACGAAUGUGGUGAUAACGUUUAUGAUACUUGGGAUAUUUGCGGUGAUAGCCAUGAUGACGACGAAUGUGGUGAUAACGUUUAUGAUACUUGGGAUAUUUGCGGUGAUAGCCAUGAUGACGACGAAUGUGGUGAUAACGUUUAUGAUACUUGGGAUAUUUGCGGUGAUAGCCAUGAUGACGACGAAUGUGGUGAUAACGUUUAUGAUACUUGGGAUAUUUGCGGUGAUAGCCAUGAUGACGACGAAUGUGGUGAUAACGUUUAUGAUACUUGGGAUAUUUGCGGUGAUAGCCAUGAUGACGACGAAUGUGGUGAUAACGUUUAUGAUACUUGGGAUAUUUGGGGUAAUAACCAUGAUGACGACGAAUGUGGUGAUAACGUUUAUGAUACUUGGGAUAUUUGCGGUGAUAGCCAUGAUGACGACGAAUGUGGUGAUAACGUUUAUGAUACUUGUGAUAUUUGCGGUGAUAGCCAUGAUGACGACGAAUGUGGUGAUAACGUUUAUGAUACUUGUGAUGUUUGGGGUAAUAGCCAUGAUGACGACGAAUGUGGUGAUAACGUUUAUGAUACUUGUGGUGUUUGUCAUCAUCAUAAAUGCGUCCACGAAGUAGUUCACUCAUCGCAUUCACAUUUGUAG